Tachysurus vachellii is the source of this 9293-nucleotide messenger RNA. RefSeq names its product ARFGEF family member 3 (gene arfgef3). The transcript is spliced from 35 exons. Gene Ontology annotation, molecular function: guanyl-nucleotide exchange factor activity. The record is from RefSeq and is a predicted model, not a curated record. Gene Ontology annotation, biological process: regulation of ARF protein signal transduction. Bases 321 to 6770 code for a protein of 2149 amino acids. NCBI's taxonomy places the organism in Eukaryota, Metazoa, Chordata, Actinopteri, Siluriformes, Bagridae.
GGAGGAGGCAGCAGCACCUCCGGCUGGAGCUGUUUAUUUACAUUAUUAUUACGAUCAUUAUUAUCUUUAUACACGUUAUUCACAUUAAUCGAAACGAUAGGUACGCUGGAACAAAACCAACACGCAGAUUUCUAAUGUAAUGAACGCAAGAAAACAGAAUUGUUAGCGAUUUACCGGAUUGACGCCUGCAUCAUUGGCUAAGCGUGAAUCAUCCUUAGCUUAGCUUAACGUUACAACCGGGAUGUCUCGCGUUAAGCUGGAGGCCUAAAACUGUAUUAUUCAGCCGUCUGAUUCUCAGACAACAACAUAUCUGUCUCAUAAUGGAAGAAAUUCUCCGAAAGCUUCAAAAAAACGCGUCUGGGAACAAAUACAAAGCUAUUCGUGAUGGCUGUUGUGUGGCGUGUGAAACCCUGGAGGCUCAAAAUGGAUCAGUUAAGAUGUCAGCAUCUAAGGUCAGGGAGAGAUGUCUCUUCCCACUUAAGCUGGCACUCGAGUCCAAAAACCCAAAGCUGGCUCAGACAGCUCUCACAGGAAUGCAGAAGAUCCUGUGUGAGGAUCGAUUUGUCACUGUGGAGCCAGAAGCACCAGAGAAGCAGCUGUUGUGUCAAAUGCUGGACGCCGUCAACGUGACCCCCAUGCUUCAUGAAGAUCUACAGGUGGAGGUCAUGAAGGUCUUGCUUUGUAUCACAUACUCCUCCAGCUUUGAGUUCAAUUGCCACAACAUCUUGAGGAUCGCAGAGGUGUGUAUCCAGACCUACAUAUCGAGUUGUCAUCAACGCAGCAUCAACACAGCAGUAAGGGCCACACUUAGUCAGAUACUGGGAGACCUCACCCUUCAACUACAGCAAAGACAGGACAACUCAGGUUCGGAUGAGCGGGAGCGAAAGGUGCCUACAAGCAAACGCAAAGAUUUUUCUCCCACCACCGCAGCCCUGUAUGAGGACGUAGUGACUGUUCUCACUGUAUUCUGUGAAAAACUGGAGUCUGUUUCGAGUGAGAACCAGCUGUUGCAGCUGCUGUAUCUAGAGUGCAUUUUAGCAAUGCUCAGCAGCUGCCCUCCCACAAUGCAUCUGAACCGCAACUUCACAGAUCUUGUCUGGAAGCAGCUGUGUCCAGUUCUAGUGGUGAUCACAGGAAACCCUGUGAAUGAUAAGACCAUCACUUCUGCUCACGGAGCCUCGUUACCGGAGUUGGAUGCUGCACUAGGGUCAGGGGUUAGUGAUCAGGGCCGGGGUUCUGGUUGUUCCUCCAGUGCCCCUGCCAUGAUUGGACCGGUGAUCCGCACCAUCUGCUACAUCGCAGCUGAACUUGUGCGAUUAGUGAACUGCAUAGAAUCCAUGAAGCCUGUGCUGCAAUCUGUCUACCACCGCAUCCUGCUCUACCCUCCUCCACAGCACAGACUGGAGGCCAUCAAGAUAAUGAAGGAGAUCCUCGGUAGCCCGCAGCGCUUAUUUGACCUGGCUGGCCCAUGUGUUAUUGAACCCGAGACCAGGAAGAGAUCUUUCUCGAAGAGGAAAUCACAUCUUGACCUUCUUAAGUUGGUGAUGGACGGCAUGACAGAAGCUUGCGUGAAGGGUGGCAUUGAGGCUUGCUUUUCCUCUGUUUCUUGUGCUUGUGCUCUACUGGCUGCCCUUGACGAGCUUAGCCAGGGACGUGGCCUGCAUAUUGACCAGGCACAACUUUUGCUGCGUCGAUUGGAGGACUUGAAAGAAGGGGAAGAGUUGUCCAGGGAAUCAGUGGAGCUGAAUGUGGCCGAGUUCCGUUGGCAGCGACGCGUGCUGUCCUCCGAAAACACCACCUGGGAGACUGCCAUUCCUGAACGCAGCCCUGAUAUCAGCAUCAGCGUCAUCACUGACACAGGACAGGUUACUCUGGAGGGGGAUUUGGGCCGAACCGCCCAAGUGGAGUGUGAUGACGAUGCAAGAUUACCUUCACCUUCCUCCUGUGGAGGUGCUGCAGGGGAAAGUGGUGUUCCUCCAGAUGUGGUCCAGCGUAGCCAUGCCCUGGCGUACCCAGACCUCACCAACUUCCUGUCAGUUGAGUCUCGCAUGCGCUCACAUGGCUCACGCUACAGUGAGAGUAAUUUCAGUAUGGACGAGCAAGAGCUCUCGCGUACAGAAUUUGACUCAUGCGAUCAGUACUCCACAGCUGCUGAGAAGGACUCGGGACGAUCAGACGUUUCAGAUGUUGGUUCAGACAAUGGCUCGUUGGCUGACGAUGAGCAGACGAUGCGCCCUGGUCCCGCCCAUCGUACAGUGCGCACCGCCGCACUUUCACUCAAGCUACUGAAGAACCAGGAAGCAGACCAGCAGAGUGCCCGUCUCUUUGUUAAGUCCCUGGUGGGAUUGUUACCACACCUUCUGGACCUGCACAGCCCUACUGAUGCGGAUGUCGCGCUACAAAACUUCUCCUCAACUUUCUGCUCGGGCCUCCAAAUAGGUGGGGUUCACUCUCCUGGCUUUGAAGGUAGUGAGAAUCUAAACUGCCAGGCUCUGAUGAAUGCAGACGGAUUGUAUUUGGUGUCCUACUAUGCCUUGCUACUUAACCUCAAACUGAGCACCUGUGGUUACUACCAAAGGAAACCCGCUCCUCCCAUUGUCACUCUGAAAGAGUUUGUGCAUCAGAUCCAGAGCAGUGGCGUUCUAGUCGUGCUCUCUCAGGCCUGGAUAGAGGAACUGUACCACCAAGUGUUAGAGAGGAACCUGCUAGGAGAGGCUGGAUACUGGGACUCCACUGAAGAGCACUCACUCCCUCUUAUCACCAUGCUCACAGAUAUUGAUGGACUUGGCAGCAGUGCCAUAGGAGGUCAGCUGAUCAGAAGAGCGUCAUCACAGUCGUCUUUUACAAGUGAUAAAAAAGACAAUAACACUGUGUUGGCAGGUGUAAUGUUCGCACGGUACAUCCUGAUUGGCUGCUGGAAGAACCUGAUUGACACACUGUCUACUCCUCUGACGGGCCGCAUGGCAGGAAGCUCGCGAGCUCUGGCCUUCAUCCUGGGUGCAGAAGGCGUUAAAGUGCAGAACCAAAGAGAGAGAGAAACCAUCUGCCUCAGUCUCGAUGGCCUGCGCAAGGCUGCCGCACUCAGCUGUGGUUUGGGUGUAGCUGCCAACUGUGCCUCAGCUGUAGCUCAGAUGGCAGCAGCUUCCUGUGUUCCAGAGGAGAAAGAGGAGAAGGAUCAAGCUGAAGCUGGAGACGCUAUUACUCAAGUUAAGCAUAGAAUGGAGCAGAAACUGGAGCAGAUGGGUCGGGGUCAGGGAGUGAAGCUGCACACUGCUCAUAUGCUCUGCAUGGAUGCCAUCCUCAACGUGGGUCUAGAGAUGGGCAGCCAUAAUCAUGAUUGCUGGCCACAUGUCUUCAGAGUGGUGGAGUACGUGAGCUCGCUAGAGCACAGCCACUUCAGUGAUGGGAGUUCUCAGGCUCCUAUGACCAUCACUCAGACUCAGCAGGCUUCGUCGGUAAUGGGAAAUCCAGAGCUGAGCGUAGAGUCUGUCUCUGAUCUGGAGCUGAACCUGAGUCACCCAGUCAUCCAGCCCACUUCCAUCCAGGAUCUGUUGCGUGAAAACAGCAACGCGAAAGGUUUCGAUCUGCGGGGCGGAAGUCUCCUGACAGGCAACAGUGCUGCUAAAGUUGUCUGCACACUCUCCACACAAGCAGAUAGAGUGUUUGAAGAUGCAGUGAGUAAACUUAACCUGGUGGGUCUGGUGGGUUUCCUGCACCAGCUGAGGAAAGCCUCACAAUCCCAGCUUUUCAACUCAGUCACAGAAACCGGGGACUAUUCCUUAGCUAUGCCGGGAGAGGCUAAGUCAACACAAGACAAGCGCAGCGCUCUUCACCUUUUCAGACUGGGCGAGGCCAUGCUUCAUAUCGUAAGGAACAAGAGUCGGCCCCUUCUGCACAUGAUGAGAGCCUGGAGUGUGGUGGCUCCUCAUCUGGUGGAGGCUGCAUGUCAUAAAGAACGGCAUGUGUCCCAGAAGGCUGUGUCGUUCAUCCAUGACGUCCUGAUCGAGGUGCUGAGCAGCUGGGCUGAGCUUCCACACUUCCACUUCAAUGAAGCGCUUUUCCGGCCCUUCGAGCACAUUAUGCAGCUGGAGCUCUGUGACGAGGACGUACAGGACCAGGUGAUCACAUCCAUCGGGGAGCUGGUGGAGCUGUGCUCUCCUCAGAUCCAGUCAGGAUGGAGGCCGCUCUUCAGCGCUCUGCGCACCGUGCAUGGGAGCAAGAACGACAUGAAGGACUAUCUGAUUGGAGAAUACUCUAUGGGCAAAUCCCACGCUCCGGUUUUUGACGUCUUUGAGGCUUUUAUUAACACAGACAACAUUCAGGUUUUUGCCAAUGCAGCAACUGACUACAUCAUGUGCCUUAUGAAGUUUGUAAAGGGAUUAGGAGAGGUGGAUUAUAAGGAGAUAGGUGAUUGUGUUCAUGCGAAUGGAUACAGCUCUACAGACCUGUGCCUUCCUGCCCUGGAUUAUCUAAGGAAGUGCUCACAGCUGCUGGCAAAAAUCUACAAAAUGCCUUCAAAGCCAGUGUUCCUGGGCGCGCGGCUGGCCAGUCUUCCCAUGAGAGCCCAGGAACGCUCAGUUAGCAGCGAAGACGGUAUUGACUGCGUUUUAGCCGAGUUCGAUGACGACACAGGUCUGAUCCAGGUGUGGAUUUUGCUGUUGGAGCAGCUCACCGCAGCCGUGUCUAACUGCCCUCGUCAGCACCAGCCACCCACACUCGAACUGUUGUUUGAGCUGCUCCGAGAAGUCACUAAAACUCCAGGCCCAGGCUUUGCCAUUUUCUCAGUCAUCCAGCUCCUUCUUCCCGUCAUGUCGCUGUGGUUGCAGCGAAGUCACGGAGAUUAUUCAUACUGGGACAUCGCAGCUGCAAACUUCAAGCACGCCAUUGGGCUUUCAUGCGAGCUGGUGGUGGAGCAUGUUCAAAGUUUUAUACAUUCAGAUAUGGGCUACGAGAAUCUUAUUAACCUGAUGCUGAAGGACUUAUUCAAGCUGCUGGUGGCUUGUGUGGCUGAACCUGCAGAGACCAUUUCCAGAGUUGGCUGUUCCUGUAUAAGAUAUGUUCUGGUGACAGCAGGGCCUGUCUUUACAGAGGAGAUGUGGAGGCUAGCUUGCUAUUCCCUGCAAGAUGCCUUCUCAGCUACACUUGAACCUGUCAAGAACCUGCUGGCGUGUUUCCGAAGUGGUUCUGACACAUUCACAGGGGACGCGUGCGAGGUGAAAGUAGCUGCCCCAACCAACUCUGCUUCCGCUGAAGCUGAGUACUGGAGGAUCCGUGCCAUGGCACAACAGGUCUUUAUGCUGGACACUCAGUGCUCUCCCAAGACUCCCAGUAGUAAGGAAGGAUUCGAGCAUGCGCAGUCAUGUGUGCUGAUCAUCGAACUUCCUGCAGACCAGCAGUCCAAUGGCCAUGUCCAGAAGAGGAUUCCGUUCAGGACGAUUGUGGUGAGCUUGCUGUCCCACCAGGUGCUGCUGCAGAACCUCUAUGACAUCCUGUUGGAGGAGUUUGUGAAAGGCUCCAGCAGCUCUGAGAGUCAGGACCGAUUAACACCUGUCUCAGAGCCCAAAGGCUCUGGUUUUCUACGCUACAUCUCCAUGCAAAACCUGGCCGUUAUCUUGGACCUCCUGCUCGAAUCUUACCGCACGGCCCGGGACUUUGACACACGUCCCGGCUUGAAAUAUCUACUUAUGAAGGUGUCGGGCGUGUGCGGUGCCGCCAACCUGUACCGCCAAUCUGCCAUGAGCUUCAAUAUCUACUUCCAGGCUCUGUUGUGUGCCUUGCUGACCAACCAGGAGCAAAUCACUGUGGAGCAGGUGAAGAAGAUCCUUAGUGAGGAGGAGGAGGAAGAGGAAGAUGAGGAGGGCAGCUCGGAUUCGUCACAAGCCUGCUCAUCUGAGGACGAGGACAUGUUUGAGGAGACGGCGCGUGUGAGUCCACCACGCCGGUGGCGUACGCGCCUGCCUGCUCUGAGCACCCAGCCUACCAGUGGGGCAGAUUGGGCGUGGCUGCUCAAACGCAUGCACAAACUCUGCAUGGACCUCUGCACAAACUACAUUCAGAUGCACCUAGACCUGGAAAACGGCAGCGAUGAGCCGCCUCCUAUCACUCGUCCCGACAGCAUGUUCUUUCUUCCACUCUUCCCCUCUGAGAGAUCCACCCCAUCAACAGGCGACCAUUCAAGCCGUGGGACGCCCUUGGAGGACACCCCUCGCCUUCACUUGCCCAACACACCCUCCUUUGAGGAGGAGGAGAGGAGGAGGAAGAAGGAGUGGUGGGAGAGUGCCAGCAACAAGCUUUACACCAUCGCCACUGACAAGACCAUCGCCAAGCUGAUGAUGGAGUACAAGAAACGCAAGCAGCAACAGCAACAGAACCAUGGUUCAAUGGCCAAGAAGGCAGGAGAAAGGAUGACACCAGAAUCGCCGGGGCCACAGAGACCUCAGCAACUCCUCGACCAGAGGACCAUGAGGCACUCUUUUAGCGCCGGACCAGAACUACUGCGUCAGGACAAGAGGCCACGCUCGGGUUCUACCGCCAGCUCGCAUAACAUCUCUCUCAGAGACUCUGAGGCUCAGAUACAAGCAUGGACCAACAUGGUCCUCACCAUCUUGAACCAGAUCCAGCUAUUGCCAGACGCCACUUUCGUGGCCCUGCAGCCAGCCAUGUUCCCCUGCUUCAGUCAGCUCACGUGUCACGUGACUGACCUCCGAGUGAGGCAAGCGGUGCGAGAGUGGCUGGGACGUGUAGGGCGUGUUUAUGACAUUAUCCUGUGAGGAGCUUGCUGCUUUCUUGUCCUUGUGAGCUGACUAAUUUACUUUUCUUCUUGGGAUUUGCUGACUGGGAUACUAAGGGUGUCUUUUAGCCUUUUCUUUUGCAUUCUGUGCUCUGUAUUGUGUGAACAUACAUAUCAAAGUGAUUUGCAGAACAAUUCCAUCGAAAACGUUUACCUUGUUUACUUAUAACACAGUGUUGACUUCUCCCAUUUGUAUUACUUUCGAUUCCUAGCCAAUUAUUUAUUGUCCGUCACUGAGCUUUAAUAUCUAUUUCCACUGAAUAUGAAACUGUGUUUACUUUAUGCACUUUUGUACCCUCCUUUAGUAAUGUGAGUUUAGUGCCACUGUUCCUGGCUUAUAGGCCACACAUAUCUAAAACUUCUUAAGUGUUUGGUCUAAUGUUCAACCUUACUCUCAAAGUGUUUAGAGCUGCAAAGGGAUUUUCUUGGUUUUCUUGCGACAACAUUCCGAUAUACAAUAAUAACGCAACAAUAAUCUAACAAUCAUUCAAAUUCCUUCCGCAAAAUCAACAUUAGUAUCCUGUAGCACACAUUUACAUUACUGCUCUUUACACAGCACCUAAAUGAUCUCCGAAACCCGACUGACCAGCUGUCUAAUGCACAAUUACUCUCUCUGUGCUUAUAUCUUACUCAAAGAUUAAACUAUGAUUUAUCCCGGGUUUACAGAGAAGUCAGAUUCGCCACACCGAUCAACCUGAUUAUCGCAAUCCUGCCUCACAGCAUCACUGACCGGUGAGGAUUUUACCUGAGCAUUUUAAUCUAUCGUUAGUACAAGACACCGCGUAUCCACUUUUGUAUUUAAACAUGAUCGUAUUUAAACUUUCUGCUCUUGGAGCAUAUAUUUGCUUCAUUAGUUUCUUCAAUGUAAAUUCAGUGGGCAGUAACCAUGAAGCUUUAACUUUGCUGGUUCUGAUGAUCAUCCAUUCCCAAAUCCCACUUACGUAUUAGUCUCGUAAUUUGUGUAUAAAGAUUUGUCAUGUUGUGUACGCAUCAAGGGGAUGAUUUUGUUCUGCUAUGCAUAAAAUACAGUACUGCUGUCAGACAAGACAGGGUUUUUUUUUGUUUUACCUUCGUGUAAUAUGCUUCAUGGUCAAAAGUAUGUGGACCAUCUGAGCACCACACUCAUAUGUGGUGCUGGGGAUACCUUUAAAUGUUCUAGCAUUACAUGUUCCCUUUAAUUGAACUAAGCUCCAUAAAGACCAAUGUUGACCAACGAGUCCUUGACCUCAACACAACCGAACAACUUUAGCCGACACUUUCGCUUCGACUUUUCAACUCCUCAGCCGACACCAGUCCCUGAUCUUACUAAUGAUCGUGUAGCUGAAGGAACACAAAGAUUCCCACAGAACAACUUCAAAAUCUAGUGGAAAGCAGGAAAAUACAUCUGGAAUGAUUUGCUCAACAAGCACGCGACGUCCAGGUGUACACGUACGAUUGGCCGUAUAUAGCUCACGUCACCUCUAGCUGCAAGAGCGCUAAUUAAAGCAGCAUCAAUUCAUCUUAAACACCCAUCUAACAUACUUUUAAAAACUACGCUGGAUUUGAAUGUAACUUUUUUUUUUUUAUGUAACUACUGCUGGUGAAAAUAACCAAAGACCCGUGUGGACAUGUUUUGAUACGAAGUGCUUAAAGGUUGUUCUUGUAAUGUUUCUACUAUCACUUACAGCCUUGAGAGUGGGAUGACUGGUGUGUUCUUAAAGGACCUGCGCACUUUCACUUUUCUUUCGAACACAAAUCACAUUUUCAGCCCCAUCACUCAAGUACUAUUCGAUCAGCACUUUUUUUUUUAAAUAAUAGACUUUUCGUUUUUAGCAGAAAACAGAACGACGAUGCAGGAUCUGUGGAGAUUUUGACGAUUUGGUAAGUACAUGUUAGAUUUAAAAAAAAAAAAGAAAGAAACAUUUUGACUAAAGCAAAAUAUGGUUACACCUUUUUUAUGUAUUUUCUAAAAAAAUGCCUUCUUCACUGCAAUCGACGGUAUAGUUUAUAACGGUUUCUAUAACGUCUAAAACGUCACACUACGGCCGUUGUUCUGUGGCUAGAAUACCCUGGUCUUCUAUUACGUUGCUUAGCAACCAGACCUUACUGUUAACAGACUACUUUUCAUUGUUUCUUGCAAAAUUCAUUAAGAAUAAUUGCAUAUUUGACACCAGAUUUGAUCGUAUUGUUUUUGUUAGUUUUAUAACAGAAUCGAAAUGUAUUAUAUACCGCUAUGACACUAAAACCGUGGCUCAGUGGCACUCCAGUGCUCGUGUAACUAUAAUGCUGCGCUGCAUAUUCUCCUGAUUAUGAGUCCUUUUGAUGUACUAAUGGCAUAACGUGUUUUUUUUCCCUUUCUUUCUUAAAGAGUCUAAAAAAAAAAGUUGCAUUAUUUAUUAAUACUUAUUUUAUGUGACAACAAACAGACUACUGCGGUAUCCUGUAUGUGUACAUGCUAAAUAUACAUUUGCCAAUGAUUUAUGUUGUAUGUGUUGUGGAAUAAAAAAGGUAACUAUGUAGUAAA